AUGAAAUUGUUAUUUUCGAAUGUCACAAGUACCGUCACUGAACAGCUUGAUCUCGAGGAGUGUGUUCUCCAAAAAAUAACAAUCUUAGAGAUCCACCGCCUCUUAGCGGAACGUCUCCAAUCAUCUGCGACUGAUAUCACACUGAUCUAUCGUGGGUAUAAGUUGGAGGACUCUUCAGUCUUUUCGACGAUCAGGUAUCAAGAGGGCAGUAAGAUCAUCUUUGUAGUAAAGAAGAAGGAGAAGUCUACACCGCCCCCACAAGCUGUUACGACGGAGAAGAAAGAGAAGAUGAGUAUUCUUCAAGAAGUGUUGAACGAGUGCGAUGAUCAACCCGACUAUGACCCAACAUUCAUUCGAGCACUCUUUGAAUCUGGACCAUAUAAGGAAUACUUAAAAGAACACCCGGAAGUCGAGGAGGUCAUUAAUAACCCAAAGGAACUUAAAAACAUCAUGAAAACCAUUUCAAACCCAGAUUUAAUGACACAAACACUGAGAAACACUGAUAACGUCAUUUCUCAAAUGGAGAAUAUACCAGGAGGACAUAACCAACUCUUAACUAUUAUGAACGGAAUGGAUCCGUUGGAAAGUAUGACAAAAUCUAAUGUUAAAUUCAACCCCGACGCGACUAAUGAAAUGUUCAUGAUGGACAAACCCCUCCAAAAACCAAUCAACAUUUUCGAGGAAAAAACAAAUAAUGACUUUAACAACAUGUUUGGGAUGGACUUCAUGUUUGGAAACAACUUCGCAAACAAUCAACAAAACAAUUUGUUGCCACGACAACAACAACCCUUGAUUGCUAAUACAACAGAAACCCCUUUACAACCUCAGACAGUGCAACUCCAGCAACGAUUCAGUUACCAAAAUCAAUGCCUCAAAGAAAUGGGGUUCUUGAAUGAAGAGGAAAACUUGAGAGCUUUAACCCAGACUAAUGGCGAUAUGGGAAGUGCCAUUGAUAUCUUGGCGAACAAAAUGAAUUGA
Molecule: messenger RNA, 978 nt
Organism: Entamoeba invadens IP1
Lineage: Eukaryota; Evosea; Mastigamoebida; Endamoebidae
Exons: 1
Coding region: 1-978 (325 amino acids)
Biological process (GO): ubiquitin-dependent protein catabolic process
Cellular component (GO): cytosol
Molecular function (GO): polyubiquitin modification-dependent protein binding
Source: RefSeq, a predicted model, not a curated record